UUGGCUCACGUUGCUUCAAGUCACAGUUCUCCCAUCACAACGAUAGAGAAUACCAAACAGCCAUGAUCGCCCAGAUCGUUAUUUUGGCAGGACUGGCAGUUGCGCAGUCAACCGCAUUCCUGCCCGGCUGCGGCUGUGGAGGCUGGACUUUACCAGCUCCCCUUGGAGCAGGCUGGGGAUACCCGAGUGUCCUGGGGGGCAGCUGGGGGUACCCGAGCUACCUGAGCGGACAGUACCCUGCUCUGGUGGGAGGAGUUGGAUCAACUGGAAGCUCCGCGGCUGCGUCCAGUGCCUCUGCCGCCAGCGGACUUGGCUCGGCGUCGUCUUCGUCGUCGGCUUCUGCGGCCUCUGGAUCUUCCGGAACUCCUACUCCCGUAUAUGGAGGCUACGGCGGUCUCUACGGAGGAUAUGGAUACCCUGUGGGUGUUGGAGGCUGUGGAUACCCAGGAUCAGUUGGAGGUUGGGGGUACCCAGGCUCAAUUGGAGGGUGGGGAUACCAAGGAGUUGGCAUCGGUAGUGCUGCUGCCUCUAGCUCUGCUGCCGCUGGUGUUGGUUCUCUGGGAGGUCUUGGAGGAUACGGAGGUCUGAUCGGAGGUUGGGGAUACCCAGGAUCAGUUGGAGGUUGGGGAUACCAAGGAGUUGGCAUCGGUGGUGCUGCUGCCUCUAGCUCUGCUGCCGCAGGUGUUGGUUCUCUGGGAGGUCUUGGAGGAUACGGAGGUCUGAUCGGAGGUUGGGGAUACCCAGGAUCAGUUGGAGGUUGGGGAUACCCAGGCCCAAUUGGAGGUUGGGGAUACCAGGGAGUUGGCAUCGGUGGUGCUGCUGCCUCUAGCUCUGCUGCCGCAGGUGUUGGUUCUCUGGGAGGUCUUGGAGGAUACGGAGGUCUGAUCGGAGGUUGGGGAUACCCAGGAUCAGUUGGAGGUUGGGGAUACCCAGGCUCAAUUGGAGGUUGGGGAUACCAGGGAGUUGGCAUCGGUGGUGCUGCUGCCUCUAGCUCUGCUUCCGCUGGUGUCAGUUCUCUAGGAGGUCUUGGAGGAUACGGAUACCCUGGACUUACAGGCGGUUGUGGAAUUUGGUAAACUUGUGGAUACCAUCUGGUCAACACAGCUGCUACUUUCCCUGAUAUUUGCGCCAGCAGACACAAUGUUGGACUAUUUUUACUUAAAAACGAAAUCCUGAUUCUUUAUUUUACUUAUGAUGAAGAUACACAAAUUAAAAUCCGCAUUCACCUCUUUUCAGCGACAUUUAUCUGUAUGACUGUAAAUUUGUAUCAAAGUUUUUAUGUAAAUAUAAUAUUUAAAAUAUAUAGAA
Bacillus rossius redtenbacheri is the source of this 1308-nucleotide messenger RNA. Its product is annotated as spidroin-1-like. The transcript has 2 exons. The coding region runs from base 63 to 1076 and encodes 337 amino acids. NCBI's taxonomy places the organism in Eukaryota, Metazoa, Arthropoda, Insecta, Phasmatodea, Bacillidae. The record is from RefSeq and is a predicted model, not a curated record.